AUGGGCCGAAAGGACUUUUUUGCCAAGCGCGAUGAACUCGCGAAAGAGAGGCGCCGUCUACAGCGGGAAAAGAAUGGUUAUACCCCUGGAACCUAUAAAGAGGAGGACUCAAUUCGGGAGAAAGACAAAAGGCUCCCUAAAACCAACGAGUUACACCGAGAAACCAUGAACCUUUGGCUCGAGUUCACUGCAGACCCGGAGAAUGGGUACGAGUAUUAUAAAACUUCCCUCGGUUCUCCUGCUCCAACACAUGAGAUGAUCAAAGCGUACAUUCGCUGGUACGUACAUUCUAUUCAAGGGCGACUGAAUGACGAUGGUCUACCCACGGUGAGAACUGUGAAUCAUCUUAAACUCACCUGGAUGCAGUGGAUCAAAAAAACUUUGACGGUAGAUGGCGUCGUUGUAGACCAAAAGAAAGAGAAACUCAACUUCACAAAGCAAGAUUUUUUGAGAACAGUCUCAUCUUUAUGGCAGACUGAUCACCAAACAUUCAUUCCGGGACUGCUCAAAGUGGUCAUCUUAUUUGCUCUCCAGCUGUAUCUCUUUACUGGCGCAAGAGUCGGAGCUUUCAUACCCUCUAGUGAGGACAAACAUGAAAGAGGUCUUCGAUACGAACAUAUCAAGUUGGUUCUGUUUCCUUCAUCCAUAGGUCGUUGGGCGGUGGGUUGGAAGGUAGAUCAGAAGUGGCUCAAAAAUCGUCGAUGUGAAAAAUACACAGUAUUCGGAAUUGGUAUCCGGGACAGCAACAGGCCGCAAUUUGCGUCGGGCUACCUUCUUCUCUCCCUCGCAUUAGCACACGGUGCUAUUUAUGGGGUGGAUACUGUGGAUGAUCUGGCGCAGUUUGAUCUUUCAAAUGGGGAGAUUCCGUUGCGAUGGAAGGAAGAGUACUUGGAUAAACCAGUUCUCAGACAUGCCACGGCGGACGGGCCUCAGGAGACACCUUUAACGAAACAAAAAUUUUGUUCUUGCCUUCGUCAGAUUUUUACUGCUGCAGGGUACUUUGGUGAAUUGGCAACGAUCCAUUGUAUACGACGAAACCUUGGGAAAAAAGUCGAAAAGAGAAAUGGCUCUGCACCUGUCAGUCAGAUACUGGCACAUAAGGGGCUAAACACUUUUCCGGAGCAUUAUCAAGCCCACUGUUCUUCCAUAGAUACAGUGGGAGCUGUUCUAGAUGAAGAAGACCAGUCCGACCAUAUUGAGUACUUCCAAGGUUAUGUUCAAUAUUACGAACGUGGCUUGCCAGGUGAGUUGCCAGCAGAGAUCAAAGAGAGUAUUUUGGAAAAACCAGAUAUGGUGGAAAUGAGAGCCCAGAUCGAUUCAUUCGCACAGAACCACGACGAGGAUCGCCUCAAGAACAAGAAAUUGGAAUACAGGAAGGCGCUCGUUCGGUAUCGCCUUUUCGAACUUAGGCAAUAUCAAAUUCGGUGGGCACAGGAGAAGAGAGACCGGAAAGUUAUCAAUCGAGGAAAAGAAGAGCCAACCCAUUCAGAAAAUGACAUUCGCGCACGCACUCAAAUGCUGAUUAUGCCCGAGGUUGCGCGAAUCGCAACAGCCAUGUCCUCCACCAAAGAGCUUUCCUUUGACGAAAAACUUCUCUUUGUCGAAGAUCUACAGACGCAGUGUCUCCGUGAUUUUGAUGUGGUAUACCUCCCAAAUGAAAGCCCAGUACAUGGCCUCUGUCCUGUAAAAGGUUGCCAAAUCAAUAUUGCAAGUCUGAAAAAAUGUGACAGAAGUGCUCAUAUUCACGGAUGUAUUCGGCGUGAGAAAGCUUUUGGCCUUCAAAGACCAGAGUCAGAGAUGCGGUUUUGCUAUGAAUGUAUGGAUUGGUGUUUGUCGAGUCAAUGGCGGGAUCAUUGUGAUACCCAUCUCCAGUCCUGGAAAUCCCAGCACUGCGAAGUAAUUAUCUAUCGUCAUACCGUUAUUCGUCCCGGCUACUGCCCCUUCUGUUUGUGGGACCCUGAUCUCUCUGCAGAAAAGCGUUUGCGAUACUGGCUGCGAAGUGACAAUCUGAGGGAACACAUUGAAGGGCAGCACUUGGCUAAAAUCGGGCAUUGUCAGACAAAGCUGAUAUGCGGAUGCUCCCAAAGCUUCCACAAUGAGCGUGACCUCCGACUUCACUUGCAUGAUGCGCAUGGACUCAAGGAAACCAUAUGGCAAAAUCCAAAGCUACCCAAUAAGAGAAAGCGCACUUGCAAGUUGGAAGCCCAAAGAUCUUCAGCAGGUCCACAAGAGGGUUAUCCUAAGAAAGCCCGAUUUUAUAAUUACUCACAUCCAUGUCAUGGGCGUGAGGACUGUGUGACAGAAGGGUCUUUUUUCCCCGUCCCGGCCUUGCUUCCGUCUGUUGAAGAGAAUGUGGAACAAUACUCAGGGCCAAGUAUGUGUGACAAAUAUAGCGCCAGCAGCAGGAGUAACUCAGUGGAACUAUGUUUCUCGGAGUUAGGCUCCUCGCCCAGCUCGGGGUCAACAGCUCUAGGCCCUGAGGCUAUUGAUCCUCGAAUCCUCGAGACGCCUAAAUUCAACAGGGAUAAUGCACGCCAAUCUUGUGAUCAAGCUGCCAUCCAGCCGAAAUCACUCAUUUCCCCACAUAAAGAGUGCGAGGAAACUUCUGUCAGUGGUAUAAAACAGCGGCAAUCUCCCGCUCUAAGCUUUGCCAGUCAGCCUUCUGGAUACUGUGCUGUCACUGAAGCCAAUGAGGAGAGGAAAGAUUUGCAAGAACAUCUCACCUCUUUGCCUACUCAUGACCAAGCUGUUACCGCAGAAUUUGGCUGCGACAGUCAUCCACUUACACGGGAAGAAGGCAAGCAAAAUCUACCUUGUGAUGACCAAGUCCCUCCUAGCUGCCCUCGCAGCCCCCUCACUAGAGCCAAGGCACAAACUCUGUCGCCUCAGCAUUAUCCAGGUGGUUUAAAUGGCCACAGCCCCCCUAAGGGGCUUAACGCAAAGAACAAACGGAAGUUGCGUGACCUACAGAGGAAGAAUUUGACCCUGAGACAGAUUGGGCCUUAUUUCGCGGAUGUUGAUAUGGCCUUACUGCGACAGGCUUGGAUGGAAUUGAAGCCUUCUCAGAGAUACACCAGAUCUCGGGCUAAUUGGAAGGGCAAGUAA
Molecule: messenger RNA, 3105 nt
Organism: Penicillium vulpinum
Lineage: Eukaryota; Fungi; Ascomycota; Eurotiomycetes; Eurotiales; Aspergillaceae
Exons: 7
Coding region: 1-3105 (1034 amino acids)
Source: RefSeq, a predicted model, not a curated record